This is a messenger RNA of Amaranthus tricolor (Joseph's coat), 1331 nucleotides long. RefSeq names its product expansin-A16. The record is from RefSeq and is a predicted model, not a curated record. Bases 235 to 1023 code for a protein of 262 amino acids. Lineage: Eukaryota; Viridiplantae; Streptophyta; Magnoliopsida; Caryophyllales; Amaranthaceae. Gene Ontology annotation, biological process: plant-type cell wall organization. Gene Ontology annotation, cellular component: extracellular region. The transcript has 3 exons.
AUCUUGUGUCUGCCACCUGCAUUAAAGCUAGCUGAUACUCUGAAAAACAAGAACAAUAUGUUCUAAACCCAGAAAAACCCCACAAAUCUUGACUAUUUGUUAGUUUGUGACUCUUUUUCAACCAAUAUUUCUUCCUCCUCAAACUUGACAAACCCUUUACUACCCUUCUCUCUCUGAAGUUUUCAAUAAUCCCUAUAACAAGGAAAUAAAAGAGGCUAACUUUCUCUCUCUAAAAUGAGCAGCACUUUUCAAGCUGCAUUUUUCUUGUUCGUCUUACUGCAAAUAACCAUUUUUUCUUCUUUAGGGUAUGAUGAUUUUGAACCUUCAGAAGAAGAAUGGGAGUCUGCUACAGCAACAUUCACUAAGGAAGCAAAUGGGUCUAUUAUUACUGAAGGGGCAUGUGGUUAUGGUGACCUGCAUAAGGCAACAUAUGGAAGAUAUGUGACAGGAUUAAGCACAACAUUGUUCAACAGAGGAAGUACUUGUGGAGCUUGCUAUGAGAUUAGGUGUGUUGAUCAUAUAAGAUGGUGUCAACCUGGGAGUCCUUCAGUAUUUGUUACUGCUACUGAUUUUUGUGCCCCAAAUUAUGGUCUUUCUCCUGAUUAUGGUGGGUGGUGCAAUUUUCCUCGCCAACAUUUUGAGAUGUCUGAAACUGCAUUCACUGAAAUUGCUGUCAAGUCAGCUGAUAUUGUUCCAAUUCAGUUCAGGAGGAUCGAGUGUGAAAGAGAUGGUGGGAUGAAGUUCACUAUGACAGGAAACGCGAACUACUACCAAGUACUUAUAACGAAUGUGGGAUUGGAUGGUGAAGUUACGGGAGUCAAGAUUAAGGGUACAAGAACCGGAUGGAUACCGAUGGCACGAAAUUGGGGACAACUUUGGCAAUGUAAUAUCAAUCUCAAAGGGCAAGCCCUCUCAUUUGAGGUUACUACGAGUAGUCAAAAAUCGGUGACAUCUUUCAAUGUAGCUCCGGGAAAUUGGCAGUUCGGACAGACGUUUGAAGGCAAACAGAUAUACAAUUAUUAGAAUGCUUAUAGAAACAUGGAAGUAUGGCUGCACUUUGAGUUCUUAGGCUUCUAAGAGGCCUGAAUUUUGUAAACUAUAAGUAAGAAACAUAUAGUGUUGAUUGAGUGAAAAAGCUAUUGAAACAACUUUUGCUUUCUUAUGUUGUUGUUUUUGUUUUAUUGAUGCUUUAAUAUGCUUUGCUUUACUUAUGGGACAAAGGGCACUUACUCAUGAUGAAAUCUCCACUUAUAGCCAAGGAAAGUAAGUGGUUGCUAAUUGCAAUGCACCACCAUAAAUGAAGAAUUGCCUUGAUCAAUACUUGAUUAGAG